UGGAAUCAAGAAGUGAUUAUGAGUAGUGCCGAGGAGUUUCAGGCUCAUGAUCAUCAGAACCAGCAGCCAUUGCUGCUGUGUGAUGGUAGUGAAAUUAAGAAUGAGGAACACAGUGAUGGAGAGAAGAAGCUUAAGAUUAGGCGCAGGGGAGAUCAUCAUCAUCGUCAUCAGGCCGAGAGGAACGGUAGUAGUAGCAGCUCAUCAAAGUCUUUGUCCAGGAACACAAUCUCGCAGUACUUCUACAUGCCAAUAACACAAGCAGCCAAGGAACUCAAUGUUGGAUUGACCCUCUUGAAGAAAAGGUGCAGAGAAUUGGGUAUUAGGAGAUGGCCUCAUAGGAAGUUGAUGAGCCUCCAAACCCUAAUAAAAAAUGUGCAGGAUCUGGGGAAGGAAGAAAGGGAGGGUACUGCUGAUGAGGCGAAGAUGAGGGAAGCCAUAGAGAUAUUGAAUCAAGAGAAGAAGUUGAUGGAAGCGGCUCCUGAUCUGCAACUUGAGGACAAGACCAAGAGGCUCCGCCAAGCUUGUUUCAAGGCCAACUACAAGAAGCGGAAGCUGAUGGCCAUGGCAGCUCCUUCAGGAGGAGGAAGGGGGAGAAGUAGAUCACUCCUUAUUGGAAUCUCCUCCUCAUCAUUAUCAGUACCCUUCUCAUGCUCUUAUAAUUCCUAGCUUGCAACCGCCCGCCGCAUGGGAGAGAUGCUAAUAUUGUUUAUGGAGAAGAAGAAGAAGAGACGAGGUGUUUGUUGGCCUGAGUGUUUCUCCAUUUCAGCAUCAACGGAUUAAUGUUCUAAAUCAAUCUGACCAACCUUGAAUCGAUCAUCUAAUGAUGGGAUAGAUAGAGAUUUCAUGGACCUUAAUCUUUGUUAAUGGCCGCUGCUAGUUGUGUACAGUCGCACGAACAUUUUGCCUCGCUCCAAA
Diospyros lotus (date-plum) is the source of this 915-nucleotide messenger RNA. Its product is annotated as protein RKD1-like. The transcript has 2 exons. Lineage: Eukaryota; Viridiplantae; Streptophyta; Magnoliopsida; Ericales; Ebenaceae. Bases 19 to 666 code for a protein of 215 amino acids. The record is from RefSeq and is a predicted model, not a curated record. Gene Ontology annotation, molecular function: DNA-binding transcription factor activity.